AAUAUUUUAAUUAAUUCCUAAAUUUGAAUCAGGCUCAGGCCUAACAAUUCGUCUCCAUUCCUCUUCCAAAUCUGAACGCGCCGCUCCCAAUCUCUCAUCUCCUCGGAUUCUCGCUCCGGUCGGCGGCGCCGAUAGCACGCCGCGACUUAGACCACCCCUUCCCUCCUUCCCCGUUCGCAGUGCACCCGACCAGACGCCGACUCCAGACUCCCCACCGGCGCUUCUCCUUCAAAUCUUCAAAGCAGUUGUAUUGGGGUGAAAGGUUCAUGGAGAAUGAGGAUGAAGUGAGAAAGGAUCGUGUGGUCGAAGCACGGGCCAGAAAUAUAAGCCACAAUGUGCGGUGCACUGAAUGUGGUAGUCAAUCUAUUGAAGACUCGCAAGCUGACAUUGCCAUUCUCCUCCGCAAGUUAAUACGAGAUGAAAUUCGGUCUGGUAAAAACGACAAAGAGAUCUACAAGAAGCUGGAGGAAGAUUUUGGUGAGACGGUGCUUUACACACCAAAAUUUGAUAUACAAACAGCAGCUAUAUGGCUGGCACCGCUGACACUUACUGGUGGCGCUGUGGCGAUAUGGGCGUUCAAUAGGUACAGGCGAAAGAAUAAUGUGCACAUUAUGGCGUUAGACCUUGUCCGAGGAGUCCCAUUAACACUGAAGGAGAGGGAGACGAUGCUUGAGCUUCUCACUCCACCUUCUACCAGGUGGUGGGGAAAAUGGCUUCCUCGAUGACUUGAGAGUGUCGACUUUGGAUUCUGUUGCAAACUAAAUGAUAGAAAGAGCAGCAAUCCCUUUGGUUUCUCUGUUUGAGCAAAGCCUUACUUUGUUGAGGUACUUUUAUUAAUCAUAUUUGAGUCUUAUUUGCUACAAAUGGUAAAAUUGAAUCUUAACAGUUCAAAGUUUGGAUCGAAUUUAUAAUAAUGUACAACUGUAUCUUUCCUUUUAGCAAAAGGUUGCAUUAACUGUGUCUCAUAUUUAUAGCAGCGCCUCUUGUAAUUUUGCUUGGUUAUGAAUUAAGUGAUUCUCUUUUUAUAUCCAUCUUUUUUAUUUAGUA
This is a messenger RNA of Salvia miltiorrhiza (redroot sage), 1047 nucleotides long. Its product is annotated as cytochrome c-type biogenesis CcmH-like mitochondrial protein. The coding region runs from base 267 to 725 and encodes 152 amino acids. NCBI's taxonomy places the organism in Eukaryota, Viridiplantae, Streptophyta, Magnoliopsida, Lamiales, Lamiaceae. The transcript has 4 exons. The record is from RefSeq and is a predicted model, not a curated record.